AUGAGUGAAUAAGCAUAUUAAACUUCACUUAAGAUGGAUCUAUUAAAUAUUGAAGAUGAAAUUUCAAAACUGAAUAAAUUGGGUAUUCAAUAAUCUAGAUUGAGUUAAAAUCACACUUAAAAAAUAAAACAAUGGAUUUCAAAUAUUAAAAUGAAUGAUAAAUGUUUGGAUCCUUAAAGAGUUAUUCAAAUUUGUAAUUGUUCUGAUGCAAAUGAAACUGUUGUUAAAUUGUACAAUAUGAUAUAAAAUUUUGACUUUUAUGUCAAUAAAAUAACAGAACUUUAAUGUAUACAUUAUUUAUAAUACGAAUAAUGUUUUACUAAUUUUUAAUCAAAUUACUUCUAAAAAAUAGCAUCUUAAGGUAUAUUACCAAAUAGGUUUUUAAUGAGUCUUUUGAAUUUAGAAAUUAUUGAAUAUUUAGUUUAGAAAAAAGGGGAUAUGAAUCAAUCAAAUGGUGAAAGUAUUUUACAAAAAAAAUUGUAUGAUUUAAAAGAUGAGAAUAUUAAACUAUUGAGUGAUAUUAAAUCAUUAUAAAAUCAAUGUAAAAAAUUAUAAGAUUAAAUAUCAAAUUCAACUAAUUUAACUCAAAGUUAAUUGAGUAAUUAUUCAAUUGAAUUACCUCCUAAUCCUACUUCCUAUUAUAAUAAAAUAAUUGAUGAAGUGAAAGAUAGUUAUUAGAAUCUUGUUACUAUGCUUAGAGAUGUAAACAACUUUUGAAUAAAUAAAUAGGAAAAUCUAUAGCUAGGAUUGAAAUUAAGUGAAGUACAAUAAAAAUUUACAAAUACGAGUAAUGAAAUUAUAGAAUUAAAUAAAAAAGUUGAUAAUAUGAAGAGUCAGAAAGUGAGAUAACAUAUUUAUAAUAUAGGAUGAUUUAUAUAAAAGAUUUGUGGCUAAAUAUAAAACUACGGAAGAGUUUGAAUAAUCAUAUGAAGCUGCCUUAAAGGAGGAAUAUUCUUCUAUGGAAAUAUCAUUUAAAUAAAAAAUUUAAUAGUUAUAAUAAAAUAUUGAUCAAAAUAAUAGAGAUUAUUAAAAGAAAUUGGUAUUAUUUAAUUUUGAAUAUAAUUAGCUUGAAUAAAAGUAAAUUAUAGAUUAGUAAAGUGAUAAAGAAAGAAUGUUAAUUAAAAAAAUGAGUUUAUAUUAAAAACUUUGA
This is a messenger RNA of Paramecium pentaurelia, 1150 nucleotides long. NCBI's taxonomy places the organism in Eukaryota, Ciliophora, Oligohymenophorea, Peniculida, Parameciidae. The record is from the annotation of a GenBank genome assembly.